Messenger RNA from Carassius gibelio (silver crucian carp), 3258 nucleotides. RefSeq names its product solute carrier family 16 member 9a (gene slc16a9a). Gene Ontology annotation, molecular function: monocarboxylic acid transmembrane transporter activity. The record is from RefSeq and is a predicted model, not a curated record. NCBI's taxonomy places the organism in Eukaryota, Metazoa, Chordata, Actinopteri, Cypriniformes, Cyprinidae. Gene Ontology annotation, biological process: transmembrane transport; monocarboxylic acid transport. The coding region runs from base 539 to 2068 and encodes 509 amino acids. The transcript has 7 exons.
GCGCAUGCUGAGAAAAGUACAUGCCCGUGCACUGGCUGCAAUGUCCAACCUCACAUUGGUGCCUUAUCAAAUACAGCAGAUUACAAAUGGCGUUGAACUGUUGUUGAACGCAGCUCUCCUGUCAUCACUUCUCUCUGCUCCUCUGCUGGUGGCGAACUGCAGUUGAGGAGAAACUUCAGAGGUCUUCCGUCGCACCGCUCUGCGCGCGCUGGAGGUGAAGAUGCGCUUGAGCGGCACCAAUUUUUCUCACGACUGGGGAAUGUUAUAUAUGAAGUGAACGAAUUUAAAUAAAACAGGGGCAUAGGAAGGCAGUCCGGUCAGUGGUCUCUCCACCUUCGAGGUGUGGUCUCUUUCUAGAAGCGUUAAAAACUAGGCUGCGCGCGAUGCUAAGCGCGAGAAGGUAUUCAGCAGAGAAGCGCUUGAGACUGGCCUGGUCUGCCAGGCACGAGCGGUUCAGCGCACCGCGCUCUCCAAGCAAGGGCAACAUCCACCUGCCGUCUGUGUGUCAAGUGAAGUCAGCAUAAGAUCAGUGCUGAGAAUGGGUGCUGUAAAGGGUGAAGGUGCUUUAGAUGGUGGAUGGGGAUGGAUGAUUGUGGUGGCCUCUUUCAUGGCCCAGUUCCUGUCUUUUGGAUCCCCCCAGUCCGUCGGGGUGUUGUACCCCAAGUGGCUCAGUGCCUUCCAGGAGGGAAAAGGCAUGACGGCUUGGGUGGGAUCCAUGGUGUCUGGUGUGGCACUCAUCACCAGUCCGGUGUGCAGUGCUUGUGUGGAUAAUUUUGGUGCACGGCCAGUAACUGUCUUCAGCGGUGUGAUGGUGGCUGGAGGUCUGAUGCUGAGUGCUUUUGCUCCAAGUGUCUCUUUCCUCAUCUUCUCCUAUGGCAUUGUUGUUGGCAUUGGCUGUGGACUUGUCUAUGCUGCCACGCUGACCAUAACCUGCCAGUACUUUGACAAGAGGCGUGGCCUAGCACUGGGCAUUGUCACCACAGGUACAAGUGUGGGCGGGUUCACUUACGCCACACUCCAGAAUGAGCUCAUUGAGUUGUUUGGAUUGGAGGGCUGCCUGCUUAUCAUUGGAGCGCUGGCGCUCAACUUGAUGGCAUGUGCUGGGCCAAUGCGACCUUUGAACUUACCUGGUUACUACCUAAAACAGAGAGCUGCUCUACAGCGUAUAGAGGAACCAGAAGCGCUCUACACCAAACCUACUGCCAUUAUCAUUGACUCUGAUCUCAAAACCACACUUAGCUCAGCCGAUAACACAGCCACCAUUAAGCUUUUGAUCCUCAAGGAACCCACAGAGCUGCAAGACAGUGAAGGGGAAAGAAAAGGUGGGAUAUUGUCCUGUUCAGUUAUAGCACGAGCCAUCAAGAAGCGAAUGAGUCCCUAUGGACGGUACCUGUGCGAGGCUGUAGAGCUCCUACAGGACCGUGUCUUCAUAGCUUUUUGCAUUGCCAUGUUCCUGUUCAGCUUAGGGGCAUUCCCACCUGUGCUCUUCAUGGAGGACGUAGCCCAGAGCGAGGGGCUUAUUGACGGGAUUGCACUAAUACCCCUUGUCUCCAUCGUUUCAAUGACAGCAGGCAUUGGUAAGCUGGGCCUGGGCAUCCUGGCAGACAUGCAAUGGGUGAACAGCUUGUACCUGUAUGCCCUGACACUGACAGGCACAGGAGUGGCUCUGCUUCUUAUUCCUGUGUCUAAAAGCUACAUGGGUCUGCAAGUUCUGUCGGCUGUGGUUGGAUUUUUCUCAGGGAACUGGUCUCUCACAUCCUAUAUCACUACCAAGAUCGUGGGCCUUGAACGACUCAGUCAGGCUCAUGGCAUUCUCAUGUGCUUCGGGGGGUUUGGAAUCACCCUCGGGCCACCUGUUGUAGGUUGGUUCUUUGACUGGACUCAGUCAUAUGACUUGGCAUUCUACUUCAGUGGCACUUGUGUUUUAGUGUCUGGUUUGUUUCUGUUCUUGGCCACUCUGCCUUGCUGGAACAGGACGUCAGAAGAGGGAAAUUCUCCUGCAAAAGAGGUCAUCAACACUUCUCAACAGCCCACUCUUGAUUGUGACAAAGUAGCCUCUGUGGCUUGAACAAUGUCUUAAAGGUCUUUAAUUGACCUUGGCCUUAACAGUCUGGUAAACAUGUAGAAGAUUGUCUUCCUUUUCUUAUGGCUUUCUUACCUGGUACGGUUUUGCCUGAGUACUUCUCAUGGUGCCAAACGUUUUCUUUCCUUCAGUAAGAAAAUGUUUUAUACAUGCCCCAUGAACCUUGUCAUUAUUUAAGAGAGCGUGUAUUCAUUUUUCUUAGAUGCUUAUAUAAAGACUGCCUCAUUUUUGAGGCUUAUAUAUAGCAGAAGUGGUUUGCUAAUAGUAUAUUCAGUAGAUUGUUUACUGGACACAGAAGGUGUUUUUUUUUUUUGUAGCUCUUGAUCACUUGAAUUGUGUAAACUUUACUUUCUUAGAGGGUCUCACUGUGUUGCACGUGGAUAUCACCGACCUGUGAACAUACAUUUCCAUUAAUGAGAACAUUUCUGACGAAAGCUUCAGAGAAUUAUAUAAUUUGUGAAUAGGAUUUUUUUUCACGGCACUUACCUUGAAAAGCAUUGAAAAAAAUAAGGAAAAUCCAAAGAUUUAUUUAGCUAUUUCUGGGGUAACAAGACUUACAACAGUUCCCUGUGCAUUGUCUGCUUUUAUUGUCUGUAAUACCAAAAUGACAACUAAUUUAAUUUAAGUGGAAGAGAGAGGCCUUGUUUUUAAAUUGACUAUCUUUAGUCACAUUUCAUUUUAAGACAUACCUCAGCAUGUUCUGCAUCUCUAAUUGUUAGUCAUUUAGAAAUAUACGAAAAUGCUGAUGAAAAAAAAAAAAAAAAAAAAAAAACCUACAGAGAAACAAGAUUUUGAUUCUGUGACCUGCAAUGUAUUUGUAUUCGUGCAUCUGAUAAUACAGCACCCUCCACAGUUUUAUAAACAGGCUGGUCCCUGACAACACUAUAUCUUUUAUUAGUGUUUUUUUUUAAAUGCCAGUGUCAUUAUUUCAUGUCAGUAUAUGUUGUAGAACUGUAAUGCAUUAUGUAUACAUGAAUGUUAAGAAAAGGCCACUUUUGACCAAAGACUUGCUUUGUGUCUCGAGUAAACAUUUUGACGGUGCAAAAUAAUUCUAUAUAAAAUGUAUCACUGUCCCAUUAUAUGAUGUAUCUGUCUUGUUCUUUUAUUGCAGUAAGUUUGUUUUAUACAAUACUAUGUUAAUUUUUAGUGACAAUAAAUAGAUUUAUCCUUUUUGA